AGAGACGAUAUAGAUUACGAAGAUGAUGAAGAAGCAUUUUAUAAAUUAAGACAAAAGCAAAAACAACAACCAACUAUUCAACAACAGCAGCACCAACAACAAUCAGAGGAUGAUUUUGAUUAUUCAUCAUUAGACGAUAAACGAAAAAAGAUUAUUGAACCAUUACCACCAAUUGAUCAUUCAAAAGAAAAGUAUAUAGAGUUUAAUAAAUAUUUUUAUGAUGAACACGAAGAAAUUACAAAUUUAACAGAGGAAAAAUUGUUUGAACUUAGAAAAGAAUUGGAUAUUAGAAUUCAAGGGAGUGAUUUAGUCAAUCCAGUAACCUCAUUUGGUCAUUAUGGUUUUGAAAAUUUACUGCUUCAAGCGAUAUCAAAACAAAAUAUCGAUACCCCUACACCAAUUCAAAAACAAGCCAUUCCAAUCGCGUUAUCUGGUCGUGAUUUAAUUGCAAUUGCUAAAACUGGUUCAGGUAAAACUGCUACAUUCAUCUGGCCCUCAAUUCCCCAUAUUAUGGAUCAACCCUAUUUAGAAAAAGGAGAUGGACCAAUAGCGUUAUUUUUAGCACCAACACGUGAAUUGGCUCAACAAAUUUAUUUAGAAACUUUAAAAUACUCAAAAUAUUUUAAAUUAAGAACAACUGUUUUAUAUGGUGGUGUAUCAAAACAACAACAAUGUAAAGAAUUAAAAGCAGGAUGUGAAAUUGUAGUUUCGACACCAGGUAGAUUAAUAGAUAUGAUUAAAUUAAAAGCAACAAAACUUAACCGUGUAACUUAUUUAGUAUUAGAUGAAGCAGAUAAAAUGUUUGAUUUUGGAUUUGGACCACAAGUUUUAUCUAUUGUAAACCAUGUUAGACCAGAUAGACAAACACUAUUAUUCUCUGCUACUUUUAAACAAAAUGUUGAAGAUUUUGCAAGAUCCAUAUUAACAGACCCAAUUAAAAUAUCGAUCGGUCAAGCUGGUAGUGCAAAUUCAGAUAUCACACAAAUUGUUCAAGUACUAAAAUCAGAAAGCGAAAAGUGGAGUUGGUUAAUAGAUAAUUUACCAAAUUUGUUAAAUCAAGGUAGUGUUUUAAUAUUUGUUUCAAUGAAAGCCUCUGUCGAAGAGUUAUCUAAAAACUUGACCAAUUUUGGUUUUAAAACUUGUUCAAUUCAUGGUGAUAAGAAUCAAUAUGAACGUUCCCAAACAAUUCAAACCUUUAAAGAGGGUAAAGUAAAUAUUUUGAUUGCUACCGAUGUCGCAGCUAGAGGUUUGGAUAUACCUUUAAUUAAAAAUGUUAUCAAUUUUGACCCAUCUAGAGAUAUAGAAUCUCAUACCCAUAGAAUUGGCAGAACAGGAAGAGCUGGUGCUAAAGGCGAUGCAUACACCCUCAUCACACCAAAAGAUGUUAACUUUGCUGCUGAUUUAGUUAAAAAUUUAGAAGGGGCAAAUCAAUAUGUUUCAUCUGAUUUAAUUCAAAUAGCUUUGAAUAACUCAACUUUUAGAAGAGAAAGAAGUGGCUUUAAUAGUAAUAGGGGUAAUAGAGGUGGUAGAGGUGGCAGAGGUUUUAGAAGAAAUAGUAGAGGUGGUUUUAAUAAUGGUAAUAAUAGAAGUGAUAGCAAUAAUCAACCAAGUAAUAGAGAUAAUUAUAGAGAUAAUAACAAUAAUAUAGGAAAU
Dictyostelium purpureum is the source of this 1653-nucleotide messenger RNA. RefSeq lists its product as uncharacterized. The annotation marks the transcript as partial. Lineage: Eukaryota; Evosea; Eumycetozoa; Dictyosteliales; Dictyosteliaceae. Gene Ontology annotation, molecular function: RNA binding; RNA helicase activity; ATP binding. The record is from RefSeq and is a predicted model, not a curated record. The transcript has 5 exons.